Molecule: messenger RNA, 1386 nt
Organism: Dermatophagoides pteronyssinus (European house dust mite)
Lineage: Eukaryota; Metazoa; Arthropoda; Arachnida; Sarcoptiformes; Pyroglyphidae
Biological process (GO): small GTPase-mediated signal transduction
Molecular function (GO): GTP binding; GTPase activity
Source: RefSeq, a predicted model, not a curated record
UUUCACCACGUUUUUUUGGUGUGUUUUUCGCGAUCGAUUCUUGAAUUUGAACAACAACCACCGACAACAUUUCAUCGAUUGAAAAAUCAGCAAAAAAAACCGCCAGAACAAAAAGGAAAAAUGAUUCCAGAUUCAUUAUCAUUAUCAUCAUCUUUAUCAUCGUCUACAAAUCAACAACAACAACAACAACAUUAUCAUUAUCAACAUCAACAUUCAAUAAAAAUUGUUUUAGUUGGUGAUGUUCGUGUUGGAAAAACAUCAUUGAUACAACGUUUUAUUGCUAAUCAAUUGCCUGGUAUUUAUAUUCCAACCGGAUUUGAUAAAUAUACGGCUACAUUUGAAAUUGGUGGCCAUCAUUUUCAUACAAACAUUUGGGAUACAUCGGGUUCACCUUUAUACGAUACGGUCAGACCAUUGGUUUAUGAUGAAACAAAUAUUUUCCUAAUUUGUUUCAAUCUUGGUGAUUGGUAUUCAUUGGAUAAUGUUGUGAAAAAGUGGUAUCCAGAGAUACGAAAAUAUUCCAAAAAAUCAAACAUACCAAUCAUAUUGAUUGGUUGUCAAAAUGAUCAACUUUUCAUUGAUGCAGAUCAUCGUCAUCAACAACAAGACCAGUAUCAUGUUUAUGAAUCAUCUUAUAAUCAGCAAGAAAAUUUACAAACACCAGCAGCAGCAACGACGACGUUAAUCAAUGAUUGUAAACGAAAAAUUGUUUACACUGAAGAGGCAAUCGAAAUAUCCAGAAAAAUUGGUGCAAUAACCUAUGUUGAAACUAGUUCAUAUAAUCCAAUAUCGGUACGUGAAGCAUUCGAAGUUGCAACAUUGAUUGCACAUGGAAAAUUAUUAACAUUCAAUAACGGUCAAAGUGUUAAUGGUCAAAGUGGUCAAAAUGGUCAUCCUCAUCACCAGAAUAAUUUACGAUCAAUGAUGAUGUUGAUGAUGAUGAUGAAAUCGCCGAAGACGACAAUAGUGGAUCAACAACAAUCACCAACAUCACCAAUGUCAUCAUCAUCAUUUUAUGGUUUAAAAAAUUUCAUUUCAUCAUCAUCCACAUCGACAAUACCAUCACCAACAAAUAGUUGCUGUUCUAAUAGUGAUGAUUUAUUAUCAAAUUCUGAAUCAUCAAAUGGUAGUACAUCGGUUGCAGCAGUUACGAAUAAUGGCCAUUCAAACAAAUUAAAAACAUCCAUUUCAUCAACACAUUUACAACGUAAUCGUCGUUCAUUAUUUAAAUUACGUAAAUGUAAAAGUAAACAAGAUUUAUAUCAACAACAACAACAACAGCAUUCUAAUCAACAACAACAAAAUCGUGGAUUCAUAUCAAUGAUGUUAAUGAAAUCAUCCAAACGAAAUAAUAGUAAUAAUAAUAAUAAUAUUGGCGCUGGUUAA